CACCAAAAAGGAUUCCCGCCGCUAUAAUAAUAAUAAGCCCUUCUUCCUUCCUUUCCUUCCUUCCCCGAUCGUCUUAUUUAUUUCAUCAUCAUCACUGCACUUUCUUGCUUCGUCUAAUUUCUCUACUACUUACAACCCUGCUGCAUUAGGUUAUCAUCGCCCAUGAAGCUUCGGCCGCGUCUUCCUAGGUCGUCGUCGUCGACAACAGGGAAUGAAAGACGAGAAAACAUCGAUGUAGACGAGGAUGAUACCAGGGGCACUUCUGAUUCAGAUUUCGUUGGUAACAACGGGGAAGGUAAUGAUGAACGUGUGCUUAUAGACUUAAAUUCUCUGCCUGAGGAUGACCCAGAAGUUAUAUGUUUAGAAAUCAGUGAUAGUGAUUCUGAUUCUGAUGUUGUUGUGUACAAGCCGAAAAAGAAGUCUGGUUUGAAGAAGAGAAAGGAGUUUCCUGUACCAAGAGAAGAGGUGUUGAUUCCUGAGAUGGUUGAAAUUAUUGAUGAAGAACAAGUCCAUGAACCCGUUAAGAAGAAUACUAAAAGAAAGAGGAAAUGCAAGAAGGUUUCUUCAGAUACAACCUUAAUGUGGGAAGUUUGGGAAGAAGAACUUGACAAAUGGGCUGAAGAGAGUAUGGCUCAAGCUGUUGAUUUGAUUGAUCAAAAUGAGAUGGUUUCUGAAACUGUCGACACACCCUUGGAGUUGGUUAUGCCUCUGCUGAGGUACCAGAAAGAAUGGCUGGCUUGGGCUCUUAAGCAAGAGGACUCUGCAGCAAGAGGGGGAAUCCUUGCAGACGAAAUGGGUAUGGGGAAGACUGUUCAAGCAAUAGCCCUUGUCCUUGCAAAACGGAAAAUCCAAAGAGAAAAUUUUGAAGCAACUGCAUCAUUACCUUCAUCCAGCUCAUCUAAUGAAUUGCCAGAAAUGAAGGCAACCCUUGUUAUUUGUCCCUUGGUUGCUGUCACCCAAUGGGUUAGCGAAAUUGACCGUUUCACUUUGAAGGGCAGUAAUAAGAUUCUUAUCUAUCACGGGGCUAACAGAGAGAAGAGCAUUCAACAAUUUUCUGAUUUUGACUUCGUCAUAACCACGUACUCCAUUAUUGAGUCCGAGUAUAGGAAAAAUGUGAUGCCACCUAAACUUAAGUGUUUGUGGUGUGGGAGGUUAUUGCAUCAACAGAAAAUGUCUAUUCACUUGAGAUAUUUCUGUGGGCCUUAUGCUAAAAAAACUGCAAACCAAGCUAAACAAGAAAAGAAGGUAUCUGAAUCCAGCGAUGUCCAAACAAGUAAAUCUGGUGGAAAAAACAAAGGUCGUUUCAAGAUGAACCAUAUGUCAAUCAACACGGAGAAAGAACUGGAAAAUGAAUCUGAUACGGAAGAUAUAAAAUCAAAGAAGUCCAUUCUCCAUUCUGUAAAAUGGAACCGCGUUAUUCUGGAUGAGGCCCAUUAUAUUAAAGAUAGGCGCAGCAACACUACAAGAGCUGUUCUGGCAUUAAACUCUUCAUUUAGAUGGGCUUUAAGUGGCACUCCUCUUCAGAAUCGUGUGGGAGAGCUUUACUCUUUGGUACGAUUUAUACAGAUAGUUCCAUACUCCUAUUACUUCUGUAAAGACUGUGACUGUAAAACACUUGAUUACAGUGCAACUGACUGUCCAAACUGCCCCCAUAAAUCUGUAAGGCACUUUUGCUGGUGGAAUAAAUAUAUUGCUAAACCUAUACAAUCUUAUGGGAAUUUGGAUGAGGGGAGAAAAGCCAUGAUAAUUUUAAGGCAUAAAGUACUGAAAAGCAUAGUACUAAGACGAACCAAGAAGGGAAGAGCAGCAGAUCUGGCACUUCCUCCUAGGAUCGUUUCAUUGAGGAAAGAUUCACUAGAUAUCAAAGAAGACGACUAUUAUUCAUCAUUAUACAAUGAAAGUCAGGCACAAUUUAAUACGUAUAUUAGUGCUGGGACUUUGAUGAAUAACUAUGCUCAUAUAUUUGAUCUCCUGACAAGACUGCGCCAGGCGGUUGAUCACCCUUACCUUGUGGUAUAUUCAAGUACAUCGAUGGAAAGGAUUGGAAACAUUCAGGCUGCUAAUGCUGGGCGAUUGUGUUACUUAUGUGCUGAUACUGUUGAAGAUCCUGUAGUAACCUCAUGUGCACACAUCUUCUGCAAGUCAUGUUUGAUCGGUUAUUCUACUAACCUUGAACAAGUCUCAUGCCCUACAUGUUCCAAACCGCUUACUGUUGACUUCACCGCAACUACUCAUACAGACCAAACUCCAGUAACAAAUGUGAAAGGAUUCAGAUCCUCUAGUAUUCUAAACAGAAUCCGGCUAGAUGAUUUCCAGACCAGCACAAAAAUUGAUGCACUGAGAGAAGAAAUCAGAUUCAUGGUUGAAAGAGAUGGUUCUGCCAAAGGAAUUGUUUUCAGCCAAUUCACUUCGUUCCUGGAUCUGAUACAUUAUGCCCUCCAAAAGUCUGGAAUAAUGUGUGUCCAGCUAGUUGGCUCCAUGUCUAUGAGUGCUCGAGAUGCUGCAAUUUCAAAGUUUACCCAUGAUCCAGACUGUCGAAUUUUUCUUAUGAGCUUAAAAGCUGGAGGUGUGGCUCUCAAUCUCACAAUUGCAUCACAUGUUUUCUUGAUGGACCCUUGGUGGAACCCAGCAGUGGAGAGACAAGCACAGGACAGGAUUCAUCGAAUCGGGCAAUAUAAACCCAUCAGGGUGGUGAGGUUUGUGAUUGAGAACACAAUUGAGGAGAGGAUUCUUAAGUUGCAGGAGAAGAAGGAGCUUGUAUUUGAAGGGACUGUUGGUGGUUCAUCGGACGCUCUUGGAAAAUUAACAGAAGAAGACCUUAAGUUCUUAUUCAUCACUUAAUAAUGUCACAGUUUUCUUGAUGAAAAAGGUUAUAGAGAAUUAUUAUGGGCCAUCUCCUUUUGUUGAUGUCUUUGGGAUGACCUUCUUCUUCUUCUAUAUGAAUUGCAUCAGAACAGAAUAGGACAGAUGCAUUUUUGUAGGCUUUAUUUACUAUAUCUGUUGUUUGAAGCUUAGCUUUUGGUUAAGUUUUUAGGGUUACCUUCCUU
Impatiens glandulifera is the source of this 3047-nucleotide messenger RNA. RefSeq names its product DNA repair protein RAD16. Gene Ontology annotation, molecular function: ATP binding; ATP-dependent chromatin remodeler activity. Lineage: Eukaryota; Viridiplantae; Streptophyta; Magnoliopsida; Ericales; Balsaminaceae. The coding region runs from base 163 to 2841 and encodes 892 amino acids. The record is from RefSeq and is a predicted model, not a curated record. The transcript is spliced from 16 exons.